CCCGACGCCGAGUCCCGACUGAACACAUGCGGUGUGUUUGGUGUGUGUUCUCAGAGAGGACAGUCUCAGGAUGUCUCUGAGCGGUGUGUUGUGCUGCAGCGAAAGAGAGACAGUACACACACACACUGAUGGGGACGAGGGGGAGGGGCGGUGUGUGUGAGAGAUCACGAGAACAAAGAUUACAUCACCACACAGAGAACCAACCAGAACAGUAGCCACUACUCGAAUUUCCAUACUCCCAGCAUGCACCUCUGUAGUCUGAGACACAAAAUAAAACAAGUUUAGAAUUUUGAAGUUUAUAACGGUUAGUUUGGGGAAUUAUUACACCUCUGAACUCCAUGUAGUGUGUGUGUAUUCAGGUCAGUUCUGUGAGUCUCCUGAAGGAACUUGGUGUGUUUUGUGACUUACCAUGGACAGGAAACUUUGUGAGGAACCUCAGUACUUAUACGGGAUGUUCAGGCCACUUGUUUGUGCUUGCUACGGCAGCACAUAUACUAAAAUUGGAACGAUACAGAGAAGAUUAGCAUGGCCCCUGCGCAAGGAUGACACGCAAAAUCGUGAAGCGUUACCAUAUUUUUCACUCUUCGAUAGCACAAAAAUAUUUAUACGGUGAUGGAAAAUACAAUUCAUCUUUAUCGACAGUAUUACACAUAUAAAGAUGUCAACCGACCAUAUGGAGAAACCUACUGCAUUUCAGAAAUCCGAGAAACAAGCUUUGUUCAGAUCUCCUCCUUUAACGAUCCAGAUUUUCUGAAGCAGUUGGAGAUGGCAAUCAAAUAUGGCUCUCCUUUCCUGUUUCAAGACGUAGAUGAGUACACCGACCCCGUCAUCGACAACGUCCUGGAGAAGAACGUGAAAGGAGCCGAGGGACGGCAGGUCAUUGUGCUGGGAGACAAGGAGGUCGACUACGACCCCAACUUUAAACUGUAACUCAACACCGAACUGGCAAAUCCCAAAUAUUCACCGGCGGAAAGCCAUGGUCAUAAACUACACUGUUACGUUAAAAGGUCUGGAGGACCAGCUACUGAGCGUCAUCGUGGGCUUCGAGCGGAAAGAGCUGGAGGAACAGAGGGAGCGUCUGAUUCAGGAGACGAGCGAGAACAAGCGUCUCCUCAAAGACCUGGAGGACUCCCUGCUCCGAGAGCUCGCCACGUCCACGGGCAACAUGCUGGACAACGUGGAGCUCGUCCACACGCUCGAGGAAACCAAGUCCAAAGCUGCCGAGGUACAACAUAACCACAUACGUGAACUCUUAAAGGAAAAAUCCAUUCCCACUAGCAAGCGAUAUGAGUUUUUUUAGUCUUUGUUCACGGCACGCAGACGUGAUUCACUCAAAAG
Molecule: messenger RNA, 1338 nt
Organism: Ictalurus furcatus (blue catfish)
Lineage: Eukaryota; Metazoa; Chordata; Actinopteri; Siluriformes; Ictaluridae
Product: dynein axonemal heavy chain 10-like
Exons: 3
Coding region: 977-1300 (107 amino acids)
Biological process (GO): microtubule-based movement
Cellular component (GO): axoneme; dynein complex
Molecular function (GO): dynein intermediate chain binding; dynein light intermediate chain binding; minus-end-directed microtubule motor activity
Source: RefSeq, a predicted model, not a curated record